This is a messenger RNA of Vitrella brassicaformis, 1323 nucleotides long. NCBI's taxonomy places the organism in Eukaryota, Vitrellaceae. The record is from the annotation of a GenBank genome assembly.
UCGUGUCGACUUUUGUUUCAGUCAAUGGAUUAAUGAAGUGCACUCACAUCAUUCAACCGGCCCACACACGAACACACACACGUCUAUCGACAACUUAUCGACACAACCACACACACGUAAUACCCGUCCACACCACACACGGCGACCGACCUUCACAACACACGGACGGACACACGCACACCAACCACACCACACACAUGUGGGUAAGCACAUGUGGGUAAGACAAGGCAACACACCACACCACACCACACACGAACCACACACACGUGCACCAUGCACCAUGUCCGAUUCCCAUGCGUGUAUGUGUGCGUGUGUGUGUGUGGCUGGCACAAGUCACGUGGUGGCGCCCAGUGGCACCAGAUUGUUGGGUUGGUUGUGUGGCUCCUUGGUGUGCGUCCGUGUACGUACGUACGGUGGGUAAGUGGGUCGCGAGACUCACGAAUCGGAGUGGCUCAGCGACAUGUCAGUCAGCCAUUCUCUCUUCUCUCUCUGUCUCUCUGUCAUUCGCCCACGGCCAGUCCAUCCGAUGCAUCAGCAGUAGUAGUCCGAGUGUAGUAAGUGAAGUAUGUGUGUGGUGAGAGAGGCAUAUCAGUCAGUCAGAUCACUUCACACGCAUCCCUUCAUCCCCCACCCCUCCCGCCCCCCACCACCACACCCGACAUCCAUGUGGUUGUGGUGUGUUUAUCUCUCGCCGCGGAUGCGCCUGGCGAGUUGGAUGUCCUUGGGCAUGAUGGUGACGCGUUUGGCGUGGAUGGCGCAGAGGUUGGCGUCUUCGAAGAGGCCGACCAUGAAGGCCUCAGUGGCCUCCUGGAGAGCCGCCACGGCCGACGACUGGAAGCGCAGGUCGGUCUUGAAGUCCUGGGCAAUCUCGCGCACCAAACGCUGGAACGGCAGCUUGCGCAGCAGCAGCUCGGUGCUCUUCUGGUACUUGCGGAUCUCGCGCAACGCCACCGUCCCGGGGCGGAAGCGGUGGGGCUUCUUGACACCGCCAGACACGGGGGCCGACUUCUUGGCGGCCUUGGAUGCCAGCUGCUUGCGAGGCGCCUUGCCGCCAGUCGACUUGCGAGCAGUCUGGUGAGUGGGCACACACAACACACAGCACACAGCACACAACACACAGCACACAGCACAACACACAACACACAACACAAAUGUCUCUGUGAACAUCAUGGCCUCUCUCCGUGUCGUCAGGCGAGAGGGCGGGGUGCAUACCUGCUUGGUGCGGGCCAUUUCGACAACGAUCAACGACGAACAAUAGCGAUAGGGAUACUAGCCGAUUACUGAACCGCUCAGAGAGAGAAAGGGCGUUUGCGUCAGGGAGAG